AUUUUAUCUUGGCUUAUCACAAGUUGACAAAUGUGUUUUGAAUAAUUUUGAAGUCAAAGGACUUGGAAUUUUAUCAGGACUUUGAUGAAUAGAUUAUUAUUAUUAUUAAAUGAUUAAAUAUGGUGUCAUUGAGUGAUUUGGCCCAGUCAUUAGAAUAUGUGAGCUUCAGAAGUAGCAUACCUUUAAGGACAAUUUUUGUUGAUAAUAAUUCAGAUAAGGGAUGGCGAAUAUAUGAUACUGGUCCUAAAACAAUAAGAACUCCAUUGGUAUGUUUACCACCUGUUUGUGGAACAGCUGAAAUAUUUUUCAAACAGAUGUUGGGAUUGAGUGCUAAAGGGAUCCGUGUAAUAUCAGCUGAACAUCCAAUUUACUGGUCGGUUAGUGACUGGUGUGCUGGUUUUGUUAAGUUAAUUGAUUAUCUGGAGCUGGAUAAAGUUCAUUUAUUUGGUGCAUCCUUAGGAGGUUUCUUGGCACAGAAAUUUGCAGAGUAUACCUCUCAUUGUCCUAGAGUGGCUUCACUUGUACUCUGUAAUACAUUCUGUGAUACAUCUGUAUUCAGUUACAAUGAAACAUCAUCAUUGUUCUGGAUGCUCCCUUCAUUAGUCUUGAAAAAAAUGAUCAUGGUAAAUUUUACUAAUGCACAUCAUGAUAAGAGGAUUAUUGAUUCAGUGGACUUCAUGGUGGAAAGGCUUGACAGCUUAAGUCAACAAGACUUGGCCUCAAGAUUAACAAUAAACUGCACCAAUUCAUUUGUUGAUCCUCUUAAAGUUAAUUAUUUGAAAGCUGUGACAAUUAUUGAUGUUUUUGAUGAAUACGCUCUUUCAAGUCCUGUCCGAGAAGAUGUUUAUAAAUGUUAUCCUAAUGCUAAGCUAGCAAAUCUCAAAUCUGGAGGCAAUUUUCCUUACCUUAGCAGAAGUGAUGAAGUAAAUUUGCAUUUACAGAUUCAUUUGCGAGGAUUUGAUGGAACAGAUGUUUCAGCUCAAGCUCAAUAAUUUAUUCUUACUGCAUUCCUAAAAUAUUUUUAUAUUCUGACUACUUAUAUUUAUAGCUUUUUGUAAAGAGAACAUUUUUAAUAUAUGAAACUUUUGUAUCUAUUUUGUAAUCUCAGUAAGAUAUUAUUUACUUGGAAUACAUGGGCUGUAUAGUGAUGCAGCAUGUAAUCCAUUUUUUAAAUUUUGUUUUAGAUAUUUUUUGUAUUACAAAAUAUAUGUGUAAAAUGUCAAAUCAAUUACUUAAAUGGAUCAAUUAUGUAUUUUUAUAUGUAUGUAUAUAAAUUAUAGCUCAUUUUUUUCCCAAUACCAAAUAUUAGCACAAAUUGGUCAAAUCUCAAAGAAUUUAAUUUUUUUUUUUAAUCAUAAAGAACUCUACAGAACCUGUAAUUGUAAAGUUCCUCUCAGAUUUAUGUUAAUGCAUUUUUUAUUAUUUUAUUAUAGAUGCAGCAAUAAGUUUACACAAUUUUGAUUUGCAUUAUUACUUAAUUUUUAAGAAAUUACCUAUGUGAUAUUUUUAAAAUGCCACUUUAUUUGGUUUUAUAAUUUUUGUUGUAAAGACCUAUUAAAUUUUUUAUUUUAUUUACUUUUUAACUUUCCUUCCAUGAGUUGUGACAAAAUUAAAUUGGAAAGUCUGAUUUUUUUUGUCACUUAAAUUGUAAUAAGAAACUGAAAUCCUCAUUAUAUUUUUGUUUUUUAAUUUUAGAUCAUUUGAAGUUUUUCAGCUUAUUUUGUAGAAAUUAAAUUGAAUUUUCCAUGAAAAUUGAAGGUUAAUUAAAUUGCAGGUGUAAUUAUUGUUCAAUAAUAUGAUUAUUUCAUGUUAGAACUUAACUAAAGCAAGUAAUGGAAUUUCAUAGAGAGUGGAUGAAUCAUAAUUUUGAUUCUCUAAUUCUUAUUAGGACUUAACUAAAAUUCAUUGGAAAAAAUGGAAUAAUUCAAACACUGUGAAGGUGCCACAUUGGUGAGGCCUUGGUAAGUGAGGUACAUACCAUAUACAUACAUUCUGGUAUGGUUAGUGAGAUACAUACAUUCUGGUAUGACAUAUCAGAUCCUGCGGUUUUGAGUCCCAAAACGAGUUGUUUCUGAGAUAAUGCACUGCAAAAUGUCACCCACUGUACGUAGUCAGAGAAUACCAUAGUAGUAUACUUUACUGUUGGGUGAUAUUUGAUUACACUUCCACUUUUAAACUGUAUAAUGAAUAAUAGAUAAAUUUUUAUUCAAUGCCUGAUAACAAAUAAUUUGUUUAUUAUUCCUUAUUUACAGACAACCUGAAUCAUCUAAUAAUUAUUAUUCCUUAUUUAAGAUCAAAAUUUCAUUCUAAUAACUUUUAUGUGAAACCUUUCGGAUUUUCUACACAUAAGGAUCCAUUAUUAUGCUGUCAGAGGCACUUCCUAUGAAAAUACUGUUGGAUCAAAGAUUGCACAUUUUUUUAAAACUUUGCACAAUUUCGCAUCAAGUUCUUGAAACUUUUUGGGUUUCUAUGACAUAAGUGUCCACUAUUAUGUUGUCACAGGCACUUCUAAUGAAAAUAAGGUCGGAUCAAAGAUUACACAAUUUCGCAUUAAGUUCUUGAGACUUUUCAGGUUUCUUCAAUAUAAGGGUCCAACAUUAUAUUGUCGGGGUUGCUUUUUAUGAAAAUAUUGUCAGAUUAAAGAUUGAACAUCGAAUAUUUGUAACUUGCUAAAAUAAAUUUAAAUUCAAUUAUUCAAAAUUUUAUUUGAAAAAUAAGAAUAAUGAAUAAAUAGAUUAUAGACAACUUCAGAUUAUAUAUUUAUCUAAGAUGAAAGAUAAAAAAAUUAUUCGUUUUCUAUUAUUAAAGAUAAAUUAUGCCCUAC
Molecule: messenger RNA, 2824 nt
Organism: Nezara viridula (southern green stink bug)
Lineage: Eukaryota; Metazoa; Arthropoda; Insecta; Hemiptera; Pentatomidae
Source: the annotation of a GenBank genome assembly